UACCUCAGUCUAGUUCAUUUCAUACUCAUGGCAAUCUCACCCAGUCAUAUUCCUCCCAAUGGGUCAGUUGUAACUAGCCUGGAUUCAAUACUGAGAGAACGCUGCUCCAAAUGCGGACGAUUUCUACCAAGACCGAGACGCAGAGCAUCAGAAAAGGGCCCUUAUCAGUAUGUCGAGGAUGCGGAAGUAGCAACAGCUAGACUGAUGUCAGGAAGGAGAUCCAGAUCGAGAUCAAGUUCACGUUCAAGAAGAUCUAGAAAAAGUACAAGUUCGAGGAGAUCUAGAAGGAGGACAUCCAAACGAAAGCGCAGCAAGCGCUCGCGUAGGCGCUCCAAAAGAUCGAGCCCGAAAUCUGUUCGCUUUUCUCGUGCAAGCAGACGCCUACCCAUAACAACUUUGCAUAGGCGAAGAAAAAGGAAGUCCAAGCGAUCAAAAGUUUCGUUAAGCUCAAAAUCGAUGCAACGGAGAGGUCUGCGAAAAGUUGUGCUUGUCAUGUACAGAGACCAACGAGGAAGAUUUGUCCGGGUGCCACGCCAUCACUAACACAAUCUGUGAAACAAUUUCCAAUCUUUUUGGAGUUGUUGGCAAUACUAAUUUCUCGAUGCGACCACUUAAUGGUCGAUCAUCACCACUUAACCACUAACAAUGAAGUUUUCUACUGGCU
Molecule: messenger RNA, 664 nt
Organism: Cylicocyclus nassatus
Lineage: Eukaryota; Metazoa; Nematoda; Chromadorea; Rhabditida; Strongylidae
Source: the annotation of a GenBank genome assembly